AUGGAGGGCCUGAAAUCAACAAUGAAGAACAUGGAAAAUAAAAUAGGGCAAAUCGCCCAAUCCAUGUCCACGAUGGCCAAGGGUGGAUUUCCGAGCAAUACCGAAGUCAAUCCAAAAGAAAGCUGUCAAGCCAUAACCACCCAAAGUGGUUUGCAAAUGACCAAUCCUCCUUAUCCGACAUACGAGUCACCAAGGCCAGUUGUACAACCGACCCCGGUCGAGCCGGAAAUCACCAUUUCAGGGAGUAGUACAAAAGAGGCUAGUAAGCCCAAUAACAUUUCUUUUCCUGAUAAUCCUCCUCUUAUGAUAACUCCUAUUCCAUAUCCAGAAAGACAGAAGAAAAAGAAGUUCAAGGAUCAAUUGAAGAAGUUCAUGGAAAAGAUCAAACAAAUUCGAAUCAACAUCCCUUUUGCAGAAGUCUUGGAGGUAAGGCCAAACUACACCAAAUUCAUGAAGGAAGUCCUAUCCAAGAAAAUUCGGAUCGAAGAAGACAUACCUGUGACACUCACGUCAUCUUGCAGUGCCAUUCUUCAGUCGAAUCUACCACCGAAAAUGAAAGAUCCAGGGAGUUACAUUAUUCCUUGUAUUAUUGGAAAUUCUACUUUCGAUAAAGCUUUAUGUGAUUUGGGGAGGCUCCAAAAUACGUGUGACCCAUUGGCUCUCAUGCUAAUUAUAUAUUACUUAUGGUUUGAAAUAUUUUUGUAUAUAGGUGCUGGAUUUAGUUCCAAAUCAAAUUACGGCUCCGGUUUAUUCCAUGUCAAGAUGAAGAUACCAAGGAAUAAAUCAGGAGGAAUCGUGCCAAACUUCUAUGUAAUAUAUAUAUUUAUUAUUUUAUCGAUCAUAAAAACGAUUCAGUUUCUUGUUGAUAAUAUCCCUAUAAGAGUGUUCAAAAAUAAUAUUCCAGGAGUGACUUAUCCCAAUCAACCGAUGCACGUAGAAGCAAGUAUAUGGAACGCACAGUUUGCUGGAAAAGUGGAUUGGAGUAAAGCCCCUUUCUAUACUUACUAUACGGAUUUUGGAUUUUACGCUUGCCCCGGGGACAAUAUGGCAGCAUGUGCUUCUGAUAAACUAUUUUGGAAUAAAUACAAGGAACUCAAUAACGCACAGAAAAACCAGAUGGCGCAUUACAGAAAAAGGUAUAUGGAUUAUGAUUAUUGUGCACAACCGGCUAAAAGGAAACCGGAGUGUGCUUACAAUAAUUUAAUGGGACUUCCGGUUGGUGGGGAUGCAAGCAAACCCCAUUUUGAAAUUGAUUUUGAGUUUAUGGGAUCAACUGGAAGAUUGCAAACCAAUGUUUAUAAUAACGAUACUGGAGGUAGAGAACAGAGAUUUCAGCUUUGGUUUGAUCCAUCGGCAGAUUAUCACACUUACGAAAUUCUUUGGAACCCUUCCAAUAUACAAAGAUACAUAAUCAUUGGAUUACAAUUGUAUAGGUUUCUUGUGGAUGAUAUUCCUAUAAGAGUGUUCAAGAACAACAUUCCGGGAGUGACGUAUCCCAAUGUACCUAUGCACGUCGAAGCAAGCAUAUGGAACGCACAGUUUGCUGGAAGUGUGGAUUGGAGUAAAUCCCCUUUCUUCACCUACUAUACGGAUUUCGGAUUCUACGGUUGCCCUAUACAGGGCGACGAUAUUGCAGUAUGUGCUUCUGAUAACUAUUUUUGGAACAAAUACAAGGAACUCAAUACUGCACAAAAAGAAAAGAUGGCGUUGUACCGAAAAAAAUAUAUGACUUAUGACUAUUGUGCGCAACCGGCUAAAACCAAGACGGAAUGCGCAUACAAUAAUGUUUGA
Erythranthe guttata (spotted monkey flower) is the source of this 1791-nucleotide messenger RNA. Lineage: Eukaryota; Viridiplantae; Streptophyta; Magnoliopsida; Lamiales; Phrymaceae. The record is from RefSeq and is a predicted model, not a curated record.